Chinchilla lanigera (long-tailed chinchilla) is the source of this 1071-nucleotide messenger RNA. RefSeq names its product trace amine-associated receptor 7a-like. Gene Ontology annotation, cellular component: membrane. Gene Ontology annotation, biological process: G protein-coupled receptor signaling pathway. Gene Ontology annotation, molecular function: trace-amine receptor activity. The transcript has 2 exons. The record is from RefSeq and is a predicted model, not a curated record. Lineage: Eukaryota; Metazoa; Chordata; Mammalia; Rodentia; Chinchillidae. Bases 40 to 1071 code for a protein of 343 amino acids.
UUAUCAGAUGAGACUAUUUCUCAGUAUCAAAACAAAACCAUGAACAGUGAUCUGACCCCUUCUGCAGCUGCUCAGCUGUGCUACGAGAACUUAAAUGGAUCUUGUGUCAAAGCGCCCUACUCCACAGGCCCCCGCCUGCUUCUCUACCUGGUGUUCGGCUCCGGGGCUGCGCUGGCUGUCUUUGGAAACCUGCUGGUGAUGACUUCCAUUCUCCACUUCAAGCAGCUCCACUCCCCAGCCAACUUUCUGAUCGCCUCUCUGGCCUGUGCUGACUUCUUGGUGGGGACGACUGUGAUGCCCUUCAGCAUGGUCAGGUCUGUGGAGAGCUGCUGGUACUUUGGGGACAGUUUCUGUAAAUUCCACUCUUGUUUUGAUAUAUUAUUCUGUUAUUCUUCUAUCUUCCACUUGUGCUUUAUCUCCAUUGAUAGAUACAUCGCUGUCACUGACCCUCUGGUUUAUCCGACCAGAUUCACUCUUUCUGUGUCUGGCAUGUGUAUCGCUUUCUCCUGGCUGCUUGCUCUUGUCUAUAGCUUUUCUGUUUUUUACACAGGGGCAAAUGAAGCUGGGCUGGAGGAACUAGUGAGCGCCCUCACCUGUGUGGGAGGCUGUCAGAUCACAGUCAAUCAAAGCUGGGUCUUGGUCAGUUUUUUCCUAUUUUUCACUCCUACACUUGUGAUGAUAAGUGUUUACUUUAAGAUUUUCCUGAUAGCUAAGCAACAGGCUAGGAAAAUUGAAAGUCUGAGCAGUAAGACUGCUAAAUCAUCAGACAGCUACAAAGACAGGGUGGCCAGGAGGGAGAGAAAAGCAGCCACAACCCUGGGAGUCGCCGUGAUAGCUUUUCUGAUCUCAUGGUUGCCGUACUACAUCGAUUCCAUCAUCGAUGCCUUCCUGGGUUUCAUCACACCCACAUACGUGUAUGAAAUACUAGUUUGGAUUGCUUACUACAACUCAGCGAUGAAUCCUUUGAUUUAUGCUUUCUUUUACCCUUGGUUUCGAAAAGCUAUCAAACUAACUGUUACUGGCAGAGUGUUGAGAGAGAAUUCCUCCAAAAUAAACUUGUUUUCUGAGUAG